CAGACUCAUUCUCACUGGAUUGCUUGACGAUCUGCUUCAACAUGAAGACCCUUCCUGUCAGUUUGCUCCUGGUGCUGUUUACCUGGACCGUGUGUGUGUGGGCUGACAGGGGAAGACAGAAGCGUGCAUGGAUCAUGAAGUCUUUCACUAUUGAGGAAGAAAACCCUGGUCCAUUUCCAUAUAUACUAGGCAAGAUUGAACUUGAAAGGUCUUAUUCAGUCAGAUACGUGCUUAAGGGUCAGGGUGUGGAUUUAGAGCCAACGGGUAUUCUCAAUAUUGAUAAAGAAGGAUAUGUUUUAGUAUAUGGAAAGGUUGACUUUGAAGGAUUUAAAGUUCUCAAAUUGAUAUUUGAAGCAAUAAACUACUCAAACACUGAAGUGGAUACAAGGCUCGGGGUUAAUAUCAAAAUAUUGGACAUAAAUGAUCACGCUCCAGAAUUUCAGCAGACAGUCUAUCAAGUGACUGUAAAUGAGUCAGAACCUCAAGGUAAAGAAGUACUGACAGUACUGGCAUCUGAUGAAGAUGAUUCAAGUACAAACAAUGGAACAUUUGAUUUAACAAUCAAGUCUUUCACACCAAAAACAGAUAAUGUUGAAUUUUAUAUUCAGCAGCAAAAAGGACAAAAGUAUGGGACCAUUUAUUUUAGAGGGUGUUUGGACUAUGAGAAAGCUCAGACAUAUACAAUCCUGGUUGAAGCAAAGGACAAAGGGGAAAAGAUAGAAUUGUCAAGUACAAGUACGGUGAUAAUCAAUAUUUUGGACGGAAACAACAAUCUUCCAGGGUUCUCUGGCAAAACAGGAUCUGGGAAGGUCAAGGAGCGAGAAACUGGAGUUGAAGUUCUGCGACUGCAAGUAACAGACAAAGACACACGUGGUUCAAAAGCCUGGAAAGCCAAAUACACUAUCCAUGGAGAUAAAAAAGAGCAAUUCAAAAUUGAAACAGACCCUAAUACAAACGAGGGGAUUUUAACAGUUGUUAAGCAAAUGUACUAUGAGGAGCAAACAUACCAAAAUCUAUCCAUCAGAGUGCAGAACGGAAUUCCUUACUUUUCCUGUAAGGUCAAAAAGCAAGUACCGAAGCUCAACAACAGUACUUUUCAGCACAACAGUACCUGGGAGCUCGACAAAAUACCUCAAAACUCUGGCACGAGUGUUGAAAACCUCUAUAAUACCAUUACAGUAACCAUUUAUGUUGAUGUCAAUGACCCUCCAGUAUUUACACCCUCUGUUAAACACGUUCACAUAAUGGAGAACAUAGCAGCAGGAACAAGUCUUACAACCUUCACUGCUAAAGACAUGGAUGGAAGCCAUAUAAACACAUUUAAAUUUGUUAAAGGUGAAGAUAUUGAUGGGUGGAUAACUGUUGAUGCAAAGACUGGACUAGUAUCCACGAAUAAAAUUCUGGACAGAGAGUCACCAUUUGGGAUAAAUGGCACCUAUAGAGCAACCCUAUAUGCUGUGGAUGAUGGUGUCCCGCCGCUGACAGGGACUGGAACUCUAUUUAUUCACCUAAAUGAUGAAAAUGAUAACGUACCAAUGCUAGAAGUGAACACAGUCAACGUGUGUCUGGAUACAGAGCCCACAGUGGCCAACUAGGGUUGGGAAUUGUCAGAAAUUUUCCGGUUCCGAUUCCGGUUCCACCAAACGGUUUCGGUUCCGGUUCCCAUUCAUUAAAAAAAUAUUAGUAAGAGAAAAAUCCACAAUCAUUUUUGUGUUUAUCUCUUAUAGUACUUGAGAAAUGAGUUUAACAGACUGGUAAUGUAAACAAAUUAAAAAUAUUAUCAAGCAAUUUUUGCACAAAAAAAAAAAUUCUGAAGAAAAAAAAAAAACUGCAUUCUAUAGAAUAAUUUAGGACCUCUCCUUGCUUAUUGUAUCUCCAACAGUGAUUCCCUCUCAGAAGUGGUAGAAUGUGCUUGAACACACAUGUAAGAUGUAUAUAGAACAGAUUAUUUUUUUAACGGUUUGAAUGAUUGAUUCAUAAAGACUUUACUUAUUUAAUUACUGGAUAAA
Molecule: messenger RNA, 2009 nt
Organism: Pimephales promelas (fathead minnow)
Lineage: Eukaryota; Metazoa; Chordata; Actinopteri; Cypriniformes; Leuciscidae
Source: RefSeq, a predicted model, not a curated record